Molecule: messenger RNA, 648 nt
Organism: Rosa rugosa (rugosa rose)
Lineage: Eukaryota; Viridiplantae; Streptophyta; Magnoliopsida; Rosales; Rosaceae
Product: large ribosomal subunit protein eL36y-like
Exons: 4
Coding region: 153-488 (111 amino acids)
Biological process (GO): cytoplasmic translation
Cellular component (GO): cytosolic large ribosomal subunit; ribosome
Molecular function (GO): structural constituent of ribosome
Source: RefSeq, a predicted model, not a curated record
CAAAAUAAAAAUUGCUGCUCCAACACGACGUCGUACGGAUCAAACACACUGUAUAUAAAGCGCAUAGGCACUAGGGUUUUAGUUUCAGUUUACACUCUUGAGGAGCCGCCGUCUCUCUGAAGAUCAAGAUCUAGCAGCAGAAUCAAAAGGAAAUGGCUCCGGCACAGCCCAAGACUGGGCUCUUCGUCGGAUUGAACAAGGGACACGUCACCACCAAGCGUGAAUUGGCUCCUCGCCCUUCUGACAGAAAAGGGAAAACGAGCAAGAGGGUCCACUUUGUGAGGAACCUGAUCAGGGAAGUUGCUGGGUUUGCUCCAUAUGAGAAGAGGAUCACUGAGCUCUUGAAGGUCGGUAAGGACAAGCGUGCUCUUAAGGUCGCCAAGAGGAAGUUGGGUACCCACAAGAGGGCCAAGAAGAAGAGAGAGGAGAUGUCCAAUGUUCUUCGCAAGAUGAGGUCUGGUGGUGGCGCCACUGAGAAAAAGAAGUGAGCUAGUCGUUAAAGCUUAUGGAGAUUUUAAUUUUGAACUGUAGUUGUCUUGCAGUGGAUAUUUGGUGAAGUAAUGUUAGACCAUUGUAAGGACAAUGUAAUUUUUAUUGCUGUUUUAGACCGUUUGGUUUUUUAUGCAGAGGAUAUUUGUUCUAGUCUUA